AGCUAGGUCAAAGUCUACUAGAGUAAUCAGAAUAUAUAGAGGUAAAUUCGAUGAGUAUGAUUAGAAAUCUGUUGAAAAGGAUGCCUGCAACAUCUCUAAAGCGACCGGUCACCCAUUGGCAGGGAAAGGACUUCAGUCCAAAAACAAAAUCAGUCAAUCACAUAAUUCACAAAAAUGUUCAAAAUGUCAACAAAAAUUUGAACGGAACAAUUCUUCCAUAUAUGACAAAGGGAAAGACAAUCAAAGGCUUUCAGAGAGGGAGCAAAAGCCUAGGGACACCUACAGCUAACUUCCCAGAAGAAGUUGUAGAUGAGCUCCCUCCUUCAUUGCCCACUGGGGUGUAUUUUGGAUGGGCUUCAGUAGAUGGAGGACCCAUAUAUAAGAUGGUUAUGAGUGUUGGCUGGAAUCCAUUUUACAAUAAUGAGAAAAAAUCGAUGGAAACGCAUAUACUGCAUACAUUUGAGGAGGACUUUUAUGGCUCUGAAUUAAAAGUAGUCAUGGUAGGAUACAUUCGGCCAGAGAAAAACUUCAAGUCAUUAGAUGAUCUGAUAUCAGCAAUUAAAAGUGAUAUAGACACAGCUCAUGAACAGUUGGAGAAACCAGAAUAUCAAAUAUACAAAGAUAAUGAAUUCUUCAAACCAACUCUACAAAAUGGCCAUGUUAAUGGACUUGUAAAUGGAACAGAACGGUGAAAUUCUCAAACCACUACAAAAUGGAUGUAUUGAAACAGGAGACAGGGGCCAAUUAUGAAUGUAUUUAACAUACCGCAACAGCAUCCACAGAAAACUGCAGUAUCAGGAAUAUUGCUCCAAUCACUUGGAAUAAUACCCCUGCAUGUAGAUUACUCCACUCAACUUACACUCUGCUGGACACAGAGCAAAAUCCCAUUUUACAUGAAUUUGUAUGUGGCGACUCUAUCAUAGUGAUGAACAAUCAUUCACAACAGUCAAUGAAUUGCCAAUUUGUUUUUUUGGGCAAUGAUGAAGUGCUGGUCAAAAAGUUCAGAUCCCAGUUUACAUAGAAAAUUACAAUUCAGCCAAAAGAAAAUGUCUGCAAUAUGUACAGGGUGUGCCAAAAAAAUUUGCAACUUUUUAGAAGGCUAGAAAUGUAUUACAACAUUAUGAUAUUGACAU
Messenger RNA from Owenia fusiformis, 1133 nucleotides. Lineage: Eukaryota; Metazoa; Annelida; Polychaeta; Sabellida; Oweniidae. The record is from the annotation of a GenBank genome assembly.